CCCCAGGCUCCCCGGACGCGACACAGCGCCCCCUCCUCCUGCCGUCGCUGCCCGCGGGCUCCCCGAGCGCGCGCCGAGCUCCGCGCCCCUCUUCCUUCCUCCCGGCGCCCGGGUGCCAGGCGGCGCCCCCCGGGAGCAUCGCCAGCCCGGGAGCCGGGCCUCGGGGUUACUACCCGCGCCCCUCCCUGCCCCUCCCAGGCAGGGGCGCCUUCCCUACAGGAAUGCCGUUCUGAAUGCCUGACUGCCUCGCCCCGAAGGAUGGCCUCGGAUGGGCGUUAGAGGCACAGCGGCCCCGGGCUCCUGUCCCGUCCGUCUGUCUGUUAUCGUCUGUCUCUCUUGACAUCACCGCAGCUCCACCCCCUCCCGUCCCAGCCCCCAACGCCAGCUUCCUGCAGGCCCAGAGCCGGCAUGAACUCUCCCACCGAGUCGGAUGGGAUGCCAGGCCGGGAACCAGCCUUGGAAAUCCUGCCCCGGACCCCUCUGCACAGCAUCCCCGUGACAGUAGAGGUGAAACCGGUGCUGCCAGGAGCCAUGCCCAGCUCCAUGGGGGGCGGGGGAGGAGGCAGCCCCAGCCCCGUGGAGCUGCGGGGGGCUCUGGCAGGCCCCGUGGACCCUGCGCUGCGGGAGCAGCAACUGCAGCAGGAGCUCCUGGCACUCAAGCAGCAGCAGCAACUGCAGAAGCAGCUUCUGUUCGCUGAGUUCCAGAAACAGCAUGACCACCUGACCCGGCAGCAUGAAGUCCAGCUGCAGAAGCACCUCAAGGUGAGCGUGGGGGCCAGGGCACCCAGACCUCUGAGCCCUGCCCUGGACUCAGCUCACCUUGCCUCCCCACUGCCCCUGCAGCAGCAGCAGGAGAUGCUGGCAGCCAAGAGGCAGCAGGAGCUGGAGCAGCAGCGGCAGCGGGAGCAGCAGCGGCAGGAGGAGCUGGAGAAGCAGCGGCUCGAGCAGCAGCUGCUCAUCCUUCGAAACAAGGAGAAGAGCAAAGAGAGUGCCAUCGCCAGCACUGAGGUGAAGCUACGGCUCCAGGAAUUCCUCCUGUCGAAGUCAAAGGAGCCCACACCAGGCGGCCUCAACCAUUCCCUCCCACAGCAUCCCAAAUGCUGGGGAACCCACCAUGCUUCUUUGGACCAGAGUUCCCCUCCCCAGAGCGGCCCCCCUGGGACGCCUCCCUCCUACAAACUGCCUUUGCUUGGGCCCUACGACAGCCGCGAUGACUUUCCCCUCCGCAAAACAGCCUCUGAACCCAACUUAAAAGUACGUUCAAGGCUAAAGCAGAAGGUGGCCGAGCGGAGAAGUAGUCCCCUCUUGCGUCGCAAGGAUGGGACUGUCAUUAGCACCUUUAAGAAGAGAGCUGUUGAGAUCACAGGUGCUGGACCUGGGGUGUCCGCCGUGUGUAACAGCGCGCCAGGCUCUGGCCCCAGCUCUCCCAACAGCUCCCACAGCACCAUCGCGGAGAACGGCUUUACGGGCUCGGUUCCCAACAUCCCCACCGAGAUGCUCCCCCAGCACCGGGCCCUCCCUCCGGACACCUCCCCCAACCAGUUCAGCCUCUACACGUCUCCCUCUCUGCCCAACAUCUCCCUAGGGCUGCAGGCCACGGUCACUGUCACCAACUCGCACCUCACUGCCUCCCCGAAGCUGUCGACGCAGCAGGAGGCCGAGAGGCAGGCCCUCCAGUCCCUGCGGCAGGGCGGUGCACUGACGGGCAAGUUCAUGAGCACAUCCUCCAUCCCUGGCUGCCUGCUGGGCGUGGCCCUGGAGGGCGACUCGAGCCCCCACGGGCACGCCUCACUGCUGCAGCACGUGCUGCUGCUGGAACAAGCCCGGCAGCAGAGCACCCUCAUUGCUGUGCCGCUCCACGGGCAGUCCCCGCUGGUGACAGGUGAGCGCGUGGCCACCAGCAUGCGGACAGUGGGCAAGCUCCCGCGGCACCGGCCCCUGAGCCGCACCCAGUCCUCGCCGCUGCCCCAGAGCCCCCAGGCCCUGCAGCAGCUGGUCAUGCAGCAGCAGCACCAGCAGUUCCUGGAGAAGCAGAAGCAGCAGCAGCUGCAGCUGGGCAAGAUCCUUACCAAGACGGGGGAGCUGCCACGGCAGCCCACCACCCACCCCGAGGAGACAGAGGAGGAGCUGACGGAGCAGCAGGACGCCUUGCUGGGGGAGGGAGCCCUGACCAUACCCCGAGAAGGCUCCACGGAGAGUGAGAGCACCCAGGAAGACCUGGAGGAGGAGGAAGAGGAGGAGGAGGAAGAGGAGGAGGAGGAGGAGGAGGACUGCAUCCAGGUCAAGGACGAGGAGCGCGAGAGCGGUGCUGAAGAGGGGCCCGACUUGGAGGAGUCUAGUGCUGGUUACAAAAAGGCAUUUGCAGACACCCAGCAGCUGCAGCCGCUGCAGGUGUACCAGGCACCCCUCAGCCUGGCCACUGUGCCCCACCAGGCCCUGGGCCGCACCCAGUCCUCACCUGCUGCCCCUGGGGGCAUGAAGAGCCCCCCAGACCAGCCCACUAAGCACCUCUUCACCACAGGUGUGGUCUACGACACGUUCAUGCUGAAGCACCAGUGCAUGUGCGGGAACACACACGUGCACCCCGAGCACGCUGGCCGGAUCCAGAGCAUCUGGUCCCGGCUGCAGGAGACAGGCCUGCUCAGCAAGUGUGAGCGAAUCCGGGGUCGUAAAGCCACGCUGGAUGAGAUCCAGACGGUGCACUCUGAGUACCACACACUGCUCUACGGUACCAGCCCCCUCAACCGGCAGAAGCUGGACAGCAAGAAGCUGCUCGGCCCCAUCAGCCAGAAGAUGUAUGCCAUGCUGCCUUGCGGGGGCAUUGGGGUGGACAGCGACACUGUGUGGAACGAGAUGCACUCCUCCAGCGCCGUGCGCAUGGCGGUGGGCUGCCUGGUGGAGCUGGCAUUCAAGGUGGCCGCAGGGGAGCUCAAGAAUGGAUUUGCCAUUAUCCGGCCCCCAGGACACCACGCGGAGGAAUCCACAGCCAUGGGAUUCUGCUUCUUCAACUCAGUAGCUAUCACAACCAAGCUCCUGCAGCAGAAGUUGAACGUGGGCAAGGUUCUCAUCGUGGACUGGGACAUUCACCAUGGCAAUGGCACCCAGCAAGCAUUUUACAACGAUCCCUCCGUGCUCUACAUCUCCCUGCAUCGCUAUGACAACGGGAACUUCUUUCCGGGCUCCGGGGCUGCUGAAGAGGUUGGCGGAGGGCCGGGCGUGGGGUACAAUGUGAACGUGGCAUGGACGGGAGGUGUGGACCCCCCCAUCGGAGACGUGGAGUACCUAACGGCCUUCAGGACAGUGGUGAUGCCCAUUGCCCACGAGUUCUCACCUGAUGUGGUCCUGGUCUCCGCUGGCUUUGAUGCUGUUGAGGGACACCUGUCUCCGCUGGGUGGCUACUCUGUCACCGCCAGAUGUUUUGGCCACUUGACCAGGCAGCUGAUGACGCUGGCAGGGGGCCGGGUGGUGCUGGCCCUGGAGGGAGGCCACGACCUGACCGCCAUCUGUGAUGCCUCUGAGGCCUGUGUCUCGGCGCUGCUCAGCGUGGAGCUUCAGCCCUUGGACGAGGCAGUCUUGCAGCAAAAGCCCAACAUCAACGCAGUUGCCACGCUGGAGAAAGUCAUCGAGAUCCAGAGUAAACACUGGAGCUGUGUGCAGAGGUUCGCUGCUGGCCUAGGCCGUUCCCUGCGGGAGGCCCAGGCAGGUGAGACAGAGGAGGCUGAGACUGUGAGCGCCAUGGCCUUGCUGUCGGUGGGGGCUGAGCAGGCCCAGGCAGCUGCAGCCCGGGAGCACAGCCCAAGGCCAGCAGAGGAGCCUAUGGAACAGGAGCCUGCCCUGUGACGCCCUGGCCCCCAUCUCUCUGGGCUUCAUCAUUGUGAUUUUGUUUAUUUUUUCUAUUAAAAACAAAAAGUCACACAUUCAA
Molecule: messenger RNA, 3922 nt
Organism: Bubalus bubalis (water buffalo)
Lineage: Eukaryota; Metazoa; Chordata; Mammalia; Artiodactyla; Bovidae
Gene: HDAC5
Product: histone deacetylase 5
Exons: 26
Coding region: 409-3840 (1143 amino acids)
Biological process (GO): chromatin organization; negative regulation of transcription by RNA polymerase II
Cellular component (GO): histone deacetylase complex
Molecular function (GO): histone deacetylase activity
Source: RefSeq, a predicted model, not a curated record